Molecule: messenger RNA, 327 nt
Organism: Lactuca saligna
Lineage: Eukaryota; Viridiplantae; Streptophyta; Magnoliopsida; Asterales; Asteraceae
Source: the annotation of a GenBank genome assembly
AUGGAUGAUCAUUAUUCAGAUGAUUUUUUUGAUUAUGAUGAUAAAUCGGAAUGUGACUACAUAAUCACUCUUCCAGAAGAUAAAACUGGUCCUUUGAGGAAAGCUUAUUGCAGCUCUCUUAAUCUACUUUUAAGGCGUGAGGCACGUGAAUUUGCUAAUGAGCUUAGAGCAAUUACAAAAGCAUCAAGAAAUCCAACUGUUUUGCUCAAAGGUUCAACUGGUUCAAAUCAAAAUGUAAACAAUGCCGAUACUUCCACUGCUCUGAAGCUUAUGCCAAAAUGCUCACCAUAUUUAUCCCACUCCUUGUUGAUGAGGUUAUUAAUAUAA